AUGGACCCCAAUAUGAUCUCAAUGGAAGAAGGGAAGCAGAUCUUAAGGCGGUGUGGGAUCCCUCAGAGAGAUAUUGACAUGAUGACGGAGAAAUGGGUGGUGGUAGCCUCUGUGGAAGUUAUGCUGCGAUUUCCUCUGAGGCCUGGAGAGGACCCAACAGCCCGCUGCGUCUCCACCGAAAAACUCCGGCCUUCGGCAGGCAGGCCCUGCGGGAUUCCACAAAGGCCGGGAAACCAAGAUGGGAGGAAAUCCAACAGUCAGUCAAUGAACGGGACAGAGCAGAAGCACAGGGACAUGAAGCCAGUGGCAAGUCAUUACCUACAUCAUCAGCCUCCGAGGCCAGCUGACAUCAGGACCCUGAAGGAGCGACAGCAGGGGCCAGUGAGACAGAGAGCUCCCCACCCAGAGGAGGAGGACGCCAAGGUGAAGUGCAGGAACUGCGGAGCCUUCGGGCACACGGCGAGGAGCAGGAGGUGCCCCAUCAAGUGCUCGGGGAGGGCCCUUUCCCUGCAGCCCUUGGGCUCUAAUAAGCAGAAGGAGAACCUGAGACCGGGGAAGCCCCUGCAAGUCCAGACUGCAGGGCCCUUCAACGACAUGGACCGAGAGAGGAGACAAAGACAGAGGCGAGAAGAGCGGCAGAGCGCAGCUUCACUACCGACCUUGCCCAGGAAGCCCCGAGAGAAGCUGCAGAACAACUGGGAGGAGCCCGCGGAGCCUUGCGCCUACCUGAGGAAUCCUACCAGGCCCCUGCCUGUCCACACGACCAAGAGACGUGCCACAGGCCCUGUCCCGACGCCUGAUGUGAGAGUGUUCGGCCCCACACGGUCUCCCAAAGAAGCAUCUGAGCAAGGACCAGCCAAAGGGCGCGAGGUGGACGUCUCUCACGCUCCCCAUCCUGCUCGAAAGAACUGGCUGCAGAGCCCGUCCCCCAGUGCCAGCCCAGCGGGCAGUGGGCCUGGUGUUUUCUGCCCUCAGGCGCAAGUCAAACGUCCUGAUGUGGAAGCAAAGCCCAGACCAAAGUGUGGCCAGGACUUUACACACACAGUCCAGGCACCAGGCCAGAAGCCUGCCCAGGGCCCCAUCCAGACUUGCUGGACUACCCCAAAGAAAGCAAGAUUCAGCUGCUUCCUGACCCCCCUGCUGUAUGCUCAGUCACUUGACCGGGGGGCUGUCCAAGCUUGCAAGCCUCUCCCCAGUACAAGUGGACUUGGACCCAGACAGGCACCCACGGUCACCACAAAGACCCCAGCUCUGAAGGCCACAGCUACCCUCCAGCCCACACCCAAGCCUCCUUACCUGAGUCCAGUCCAGGCCUUCAGUCUCCCCCAUCCUCCACCAUCCGGUCUCAUCCCAGGCAAGUUGGACACAAUUGCCCUCAAGAAUUGGGAUGAGGGAUGGCAGAGUGCCGGGACCAGAAGAGCCAACACCCCAAACCCUCCCAUGAAGUCUGCACUUGGCGAUCAGAGCCCAGAUGUCAUAAAAAUGUACGAGGGACAGGGUACGUGCGUCCCAGGGCAUGUCCUCUAUGAGGACCUUCUGGUCUCUUCCUCCUCUGAGUACAGUGACUUUGAGUGA
Tupaia belangeri chinensis (Chinese tree shrew) is the source of this 1575-nucleotide messenger RNA. Its product is annotated as protein FAM90A27P. NCBI's taxonomy places the organism in Eukaryota, Metazoa, Chordata, Mammalia, Scandentia, Tupaiidae. The record is from RefSeq and is a predicted model, not a curated record. The transcript has 6 exons. The coding region runs from base 1 to 1575 and encodes 524 amino acids.